UGGAUGCUGCUCCUCAGCAAGACCUGAACAAGGUUUUAGACGACAUCCGUUGCCAUUAUGAGACCAUCAUAGACAAACACCGCAGAGAACAGGAGUGCUGGUUCAAAGAGAAAAUGGCAGACCUGUGUAAAGAUGCUGCCACCAACACAGAGUGCCUAGAAACCUCUAAGUCAGAGAUCUCAGAUUUGCGGCGUAGUUUGCAGUGCCUGGAGAUCGAGCUGCAGUCUCAAAUCAGCAUGAGAGAGAGCACAGAGCUUUGUGGGGUGGUCAUCACAGAGCUCACGUAUAGCGAGUGGUAA
This is a messenger RNA of Sinocyclocheilus grahami, 299 nucleotides long. RefSeq names its product keratin, type I cytoskeletal 47 kDa-like. The transcript is spliced from 3 exons. Gene Ontology annotation, molecular function: structural molecule activity. Gene Ontology annotation, cellular component: cytoskeleton. The annotation marks the transcript as partial. Lineage: Eukaryota; Metazoa; Chordata; Actinopteri; Cypriniformes; Cyprinidae. The record is from RefSeq and is a predicted model, not a curated record.